AUGGUGCCGGGCGAGGCGGCGCCGGCCGGGCCGGGCUCGCCGCGGGGCAGCGCCGAGGGGGCCGCGGCGGGCAGGAAGCAGCGCGCGGCCGCCCGCAGGAAGGCCUUUUCCCUGUUCGUCAAAGCCAAGGAGGUGCCGGCCGCGUCGCGGUGUCCCGGCGGCGGAGAGGGCGUGCGGUGGCGGUGCUGCCGGCAGGCAUUCGAGGAGCUGCCCGGCAUCCACAGGCACGUGGCCCUGCACCACUCCGGGGACGUGGGGCGGCAGGCGGGGCUCGGCGCGGGGCCGGCGGAGGCCGCGGGCAGCCCCCCGGGCAGCGCGGCCCGGCCGAGCGGGCACUCCUGCAGCAACCCCGAGAUCUCCUGGACGCUCCCGGACACCAGCCACGUCAGCCAGGAGGACCUGACGAGCCAGGUGGGAGACGUACUUCUCUAUUACUGUUACUGUGAGGUGAGGGAUCCAGAGAAACUCUGUGCUUGGCAAAAGGCCUUGUGUCAGCAUCUACAUCUCACUGGCAAGGUACGAGUUGCUUCAGAAGGAAUUAAUGGGACAGUUGGUGGAAGCAAAGUAGCUACCAGUCUCUACAUUAAAGUUAUGCUUUCCCAGCCUUUGUUCAAAAACAUUUUGUGUCAAGAGGAUUUCAAGAGCAGUGCAGGAGGAGCUCAUUGUUUCCCAGACCUUCGAGUUGGAGUAUUCAAAGAAAUUGUACCUAUGGGCAUUGAUCCAAAGAUAGUGUCUUAUAAGGAAACUGGAAUCCAUUUAUCCCCUCAGGAAUUUCAUAGAGAAGUAGAACAGUAUUUGUCUCAGGCCACUCAAGGACAAAGUGAUACCAUCUUGCUGGACUGUCGGAACUUCUAUGAAAGUAAAAUAGGACAUUUCCAGGGCUGUCUGGCUCCAGAUAUCAGGAAGUUCAGCUAUUUUCCAAGCUAUGUAGAUGAAAACCUGGAGCUUUUUAAAGACAAGCGUGUCCUAAUGUACUGCACAGGAGGGAUUCGCUGUGAAAGAGGCUCUGCUUACCUCAGGAGCAAGGCAGUGUGCAGAGAGGUUUACCAGCUAAAAGGUGGAAUUCACAAGUACCUAGAAGAGUUUCCAGAUGGAUUCUACAGGGGGAAGCUGUUUGUAUUUGAUGAUCGUUACGCCAUUUGUUCCAAUGAAGAUGUCAUCUCAGCAUGCAGAUACUGUGGGGUGCUGUGGGACCAGUAUAAACUUUGUUCCAGUCAGCACUGCCGGCAGCUUGUCCUGACAUGUCCAAGUUGUUGCAACAAAGGUCUUACAGCUUGCUGUCCUGUUUGUCAAGAGAAGGAGCUCAAGGUGACUUCAAGGGCUUCAGGACAGGUACUUAAGGAGGAAUGUGAAUGUACAAGGAGACGGCCAAGGGUGCCCAUUGAACCUGUCUCACCAAGGGUGCUGGACACAGGAAAAGAUUAAGCUGUUUCACUGGUUAAUCUGGCACGUGCUCGUGUAGAGGGCUUCUGUAACCAGAUCUCUAUCCAUUAACAAGUUAGGUUUGGAAAUUAUGAAAAUAUGUCAGCUUGGAAAGUCUUGUUCAUAUGCUGCCUUUAAACAUAGAAUAUGCCCUGAAAACCAUCCAUUACUUGCCCGUAAAUUACCAGAGUGCCCAAUUCAUCACCAGCACUACAGGAUUCCUCUCUCUGGGUACAGUCUUGUAGUGUGGCCUUUACCAUGGGGAUUUUGAAGCAGAGUAUCUGCAAUGUGACAGAGCUGCUCACAGUUCAAAAGAAACUGAAGGAAUUCAAGAACAAUUCCAUUUUUUUCUUCCUGUGUGGAGAUCAACCUAUCUGACCUCUCCAAGGACCAUGAAUCUGCUUCAGUAGCUUGUAGUAAGGUGUACAAACAGCAGAUUUAUCAGUUUGGUAUGGGUAUGAGACCAGAUUAGAUCCUGAAGAUAUAGUCCACAUGCACGCCAUUGACCUGCAUCUCUUGCUUUAUAGCAGUGAGAGGCAAGGUAAUGUUACCUGAAAUUACUGGCUUAACUCCUGUAAAACUGGCUGAAGGCAGCAUAAGGAGCUGGAGCAAAGGCCCAGAGACACUGUUUGCCUAGCCAUACUUGUGUGACCUGUAGGAUGAACAGCAAACCUCAUCUUCUUUCCAGUGCUCAGUCGCCCUGGGAGCUGUUUUUUCCCCUCAGCUUGUCAGUGUAUGAAAUAGGCAGGGCUCAGCUCUGCUUGCACUAAAAACACCUAACAGCUUGAAGCAUGUUGAAACAACUACACAAAGAGGGGAGCACAGAGACUGUCAAAAUGCCAGCAUCAUGGCACUGGAAGUGAUGCAUGUCUGCAUAAAUGUCAGCAACAGCUAUGAAAAGACUGCAAGAUCCUUUAUCCAGGUUAAAUAAUUCAAGUUCUGGGAAGCAUUUGUGCUUUUUAAACAUGAGUUGGGUUUUUUAAAAGCUGCAGGAUGUUUAUGCAAUUUCCAGCACUUGUUGGUGGAGAAAUUGUCUUUGAAGGGUCCUACAGCAGAUGAGCUUAAAAUACUGCUCCAUGUGCUGUAUUGUGUGCUUGAUGCUGUAGAAUGUACAGAAGGGAUUUAUUAAUAGCAUGGAAGAUGUAUCUU
This is a messenger RNA of Melospiza georgiana, 2571 nucleotides long. It is a transcript of the gene TSTD2, whose product is annotated as thiosulfate sulfurtransferase like domain containing 2. The coding region runs from base 1 to 1425 and encodes 474 amino acids. The transcript has 9 exons. NCBI's taxonomy places the organism in Eukaryota, Metazoa, Chordata, Aves, Passeriformes, Passerellidae. The record is from RefSeq and is a predicted model, not a curated record.